CAAAGUCAAGACCAAGGAUAGAGAUUAAACAUGAUGAAAUCAAUUAAAGUUGCAUGCUUACUUCUUCUCCUAUCAUCCUUACUGUCCGUCAUAAAGAUUUGCACUGCAAUUGAUACCAUCAGUACAACUCAGAUCCUCAGAGAUGGCGACACCCUGGUUUCAUCUGGGGGGAGAUUUGAACUGGGAUUUUUCAGCCCAAAUAACACAAAUAAUCGGUAUGUGGGAAUAUGGUACACCAACGUAACUAUUUUCAAAGCAGUUUGGGUAGCUAAUAGAGAAAUUCCGGUAACGAAUACAUCAGGCAUCUUGAAGGUCCUCGAGCCAGGUGUGUUGGUUCUUCAGAAUGACACUGGUAACAUCAUAUGGUCUUCCAAUACAUCAAGGGUUGCUAAGACUCCAGUUUUGCAAUUGUUGGACUCGGGAAACCUUGUCGUUAGAGAAGCAAAUGAUGAUCGUCCAGAGAAUUUUCUCUGGCAAAGUUUUGAUUAUUUAACCGAUACAUUUCUGCCAGACAUGAAUUUUGGUUGGAACUCUGCAACAGGUAUCCAGAACUACCUAACAUCGUGGAUGAACAAUAAUGAUCCAGCUCCAGGAGAUUAUAAAUAUUACAUAGAUCCAACGGGAUAUCCACAGGAAAAAGAGGUAAUUGGGAUACCAAAUUCAAGGCUGGAUCCAACAUACACCUUUGAAUUUAUCACGGAUGAGAACAAGACAUUAUAUAGGGAAGAAGCUAUUGACAGAUCAGUUAUUUCAAGAGUUACUUUGAGUCUGAAUGGUGUCACACAGCGCUGGAUAUGGGUCCAUCGUAUCCAAGACUGGGUCCUUUACCUGAAUAUACCAUCAGAUUAUUGUGAUACUUAUAAAUUAUGUGGUGCUUAUGGUAUUUGCAAAAUAGCAAAUUCUCCUGUAUGUGGAUGUCUCGAUAGAUUUGUGCCGAAGGAUCCAGAAGGUUGGGUUAGGUCAGAUUGGUCAAAUGGGUGCAUUCGAAGAACACCUUUGAAUUGCGAAAAGGGUGAUGUAUUUUUGAAGUAUUCUGGAGUUAAAAUGCCAGACUCACGAUAUUCUUGGGUUAACAAGAAUAUGACACUUGAAGAAUGCAAAGUAAAGUGUUUAAAGAAUUGCUCUUGUGUAGCAUACACACAAUUAGAUAUCAGCAUAAAGGGAAGUGGAUGCUUGUUUUGGUCUGAAGAAUUGAAUGACAUUAGAGAUCUAUCUGUAGAUGGACAAGAUAUUUACAUUAGAAUGGCUUCUUCUGAGUUGGAUUCAAAAGGAACGAGAAGAAAAAUAUUGAUUUCGAGUAUGACUUCAUUGAUGGGAAUGGUUCUGCUAGGCCUCUGCUUGAUGUUAUAUUACUGGAAAAGGAAGAAAAACUACGCAAAUGGGAUAAUAGGAGGCCAAAACAAAGACUUUGAACUGCCAUUGUUCGACUUAUCUACAGUUUCAAGAGCUACCAAUAACUUUUCAACCAACAACAAGCUUGGACAAGGUGGAUAUGGGCCUGUUUAUAAGGGAGUGCUGGAAAACGGGCAAGAGAUUGCCGUGAAAAGGUUGUCAAAAACUUCCACGCAAGGAAUUAUUGAAUUCAAGAAUGAAGUUAUCUGUAUUGCCAAACUUCAGCAUCGAAAUCUUGUGAAACUUCUAGGAUACUGCAUUCAAGGAGAGGAAAAGAUGUUGAUUUAUGAAUACAUGCCCAACAAAAGCCUGGACUUUUUUUUAUUUGAUGAAACAAGAAGUAAAUUACUUGAUUGGCCCAAGCGCCUCAAAGUUGUUAACGGAGUUGCUAGGGCACUUAUGUAUAUUCAUCAAGAUUCCCAGUUGAGAAUUAUCCAUAGAGACCUCAAAGCUAGUAACAUAUUGCUAGAUACCGACAUGAAACCUAAAAUAUCAGACUUUGGAAUUGCUAAAUGUUUUCGAGAGAAUGAAAUUGAAGUUAAGACAAGUCGAGUGGUUGGAACAUAGUAAGAAACUCAAAAUACAACAUAUAUUUUGUAUACUUCCAUUUGUCAGAAUAUAAUAUAACUAAUACUUUCACACAGCGGCUACAUGUCACCAGAAUAUGCAGUGCAUGGUCGGUUCUCAGCAAAAUCAGAUGUGUUUAGCUUUGGUGUUCUUGUGCUGGAAAUUGUGAGUGGCAAGAGAAAUAGUGGGUUUUCCCGUGAAGAUCAACACCUCAACCUUCUUU
This is a messenger RNA of Olea europaea var. sylvestris, 2182 nucleotides long. Its product is annotated as G-type lectin S-receptor-like serine/threonine-protein kinase At4g27290. Gene Ontology annotation, molecular function: protein kinase activity; ATP binding. The transcript has 5 exons. Gene Ontology annotation, biological process: recognition of pollen; protein phosphorylation. The record is from RefSeq and is a predicted model, not a curated record. The coding region runs from base 31 to 1959 and encodes 642 amino acids. Lineage: Eukaryota; Viridiplantae; Streptophyta; Magnoliopsida; Lamiales; Oleaceae.